UCUGUAUCUCCUCGAAGUGUAGUGAAACCGGCUCUCUCCUGCCCGUGGACUAGGUAACACAAAUUGUAUUAGCGAACCACGCAAAUCCAUGUGUCGUUUUCUUCCUUGUUUUCAUAUUCUUGAUUUGUCGAAUCCUCCAAUUUCCCGAUCCGCUGAGAAACUGUCGCGAGAUCGUAUCUUCAUCACGAACCGAAAUACUACCAUGACAAAUAUACUUAAGGACGAUGUCGCCACAAAUAGUUAAGGGGUGAAAUCCAAGUGUGAUGCGACCUCUUAUUGCACAAAAUUGAGUUUUGGAAGAGAUACUAGUUGAAUCAUGGUGGGGGAAGCCUACAAGAUGAUGUUAGUUCCUAUGUAGUACAAGUAAAAAUUUCACCCGUUUAGUGGAAAUUCAAUUUUAAGAUGUGCUCAAAAGGGAACGGAUAGAGCUUCCGACACUCCUUGAUUGACCCUCCGCAUGAUCGAGGAAAAGGAGUCUAACGUACGCGCGGUUCAUGUUGGUGUGAGAAAGAUGAGAGGAAAGUGGGCUAAUUAUCAUAAAUUGUGACCGUUUUGUACAAAAUGAAUAGGUUUGUGACCAUUUAUGAUAGUUACCCGAGGAAAGAGAGAGUUCUUUUCCAUUGGUCAAAAUCUUUUUACGUUGUUUGGGCUACGCCUAGGCUUACAUUCAUUAACACAACAAGAUCGUGGAAUUCUAGCCGAUCGUAUUGGUUUUCGGAUGGGCGGCUGCAGAUUAUGGGUCCGGGCCUGUGGGCCCAAUUCCUUUACCGCCACUACUUUUCGUUUCCCUUCCUUUUGUUUUUGACCCAUCCUUCUACCUUCCACAGAUCCACACACUCUCUCCCUCUCUCUGUGUCUGUUUAUUUUCCUCUCCACCUAACUUGUGUUUAUUACUUGGGGACGGGUUUCCUCUUUCCUAGUCUGCACUUCUUUGUUCUGAUUCGGAAAGCCGAGAGAGAGCGGGCAAGCAGAGGCAGCCAACCCUCUUAUCUUUUUGUGUUUUUUACCCUGUGCUGCUGGCGUCGUCAAAAAAAGCUCCCAUCUUUCAAAAACCCAACAAUUUCGUCUCCUCCUCCUCUCUAUUUCAACACAGUACUAAUACUACUGCUGCUGCUACUACUUUUUCUCCCCCGACCUUUCAGACCAUCCAUUCCCUCUCUCUCUCUCUCUCUCUCUCUCUCUCUCUCUCUCUCUCCCACAAACCUCUCAUUCUUCUCUGAUAUUCAUUCAUUCAUUGAGCAGCAGCUUUGAUCUGGAAAGGAGGAAGACAGUAGCGCCAGAAGAUGAAGGUUCGUUUUCCUCUUAAACACAUCACUUAUUCUGAUCCUGCAGAUUCUCCUUUCCUUUUACUGGGUUUUUGGGUUAUUGGGUAUAAUUCACAACUCACUUCCCUUUACACAAAUUGACCACCCUUUUAACCAAAUCAAGGAAAAGGGUUUUAUUUAUGAUUCCCUUUCCGUGUAAAGAAUUCAUCUUUUUUUUUUUCCAGAGAUCAAAAUACCAACACUCUCCAGAAAGUCCUGUGUUUGUUUUCGCGAAAUUCGAUUUGGUCCGAUGAUAAUAUCACGAAUUUGAAAUAUGAGGAUCUCGCGCGUUUGAAUCUUUUCAGAAGCCAGCUAAUUAUAAAAAACCAACUUAUAUUUUACGUUUAAUCUGAGGAUGAUACUAUUAAUUAUGAUUGUUGUGUGAAACUGCAGAAGGUGGUGCUGAAAUUGGAUUUGAACGAUGACAAGGCCAAGCAGAAGGCACUCAAGACGGUGUCGACUCUGUCUGGUACGCAGUCAUAAUCUCACACUAAACUUGAACCAACCCAUCUUAAUUAUAUAUUUCGUUGAAAUUCUAAGCUCUAUAUGAAUUGUUAAUUACUUGGUCCGUAAUUAAUUAUUUGGGGUUGGAAUUUUCUCGUAGAUGGGAUUGGUUGGUAAAGUGAUACUUCUUGAUCAGUUCUCUCAUUCCCCCGCCCCAAUAGCUUUCUGUUUGGAUUUUACCAGAAAUCCAAUAAAUGCCAACACCGCCCACUAUCACUCAGUCAUACACCCAUCUUGCUUUUUUUUUUCUUCAACUGGGUAAUUAAUAUUUUUUAUGAACUAAUACUGAUUUUGUGUAGUGAUUAUGACUCUGAAAUGUGAUCAACAUUAAAUAUAAUAUUACACUAAAUUUGAUACAAUAAUAAUGCUAACAUACUUUCCAGUAGAUGAAAGUUGGAGGUUUGGCAUGCUAAUGUGUAGUCCACAUUCAGGAUCAUGUGUACACAUGUUUCUUAAUUAUUAUUAUUAUUUAAUAUAUAUUUAUUAAAUAUGUAUAUGCUGACAAAAAAAAAUAAAAAAUAAAAAAGGUAAUAAGCAGGUGAUAUAUUGCAUCAUCCGUCAUCUAAUUUCGUUCUAUGUACACGUCUCUUACCCUAUUAAUAAAAUGGUGGAUGUUCAAACAUUUCUCUCAAUUUUUUUUUAGUUCAUAUAUUUCGUAUUAUGCUAGCAAACUCCCAAAUUGCCCCAUGUCAGCAAAAAAAACCAAAUAAUUGUUUGAGCAUUUAUGCAACCCACCCCUUUCUUUUAUGAUUUUUCUCAGCGAACUAUUUUGGCAUGACAAUCAAAGCACUUUACAAUCAUAUGUCGUCGUUUUGUUUCAGAUCCGUUGCCAAUUACACAACCGUCACUGUUGCGUAGAUGUAAUGAAAACUUCUCAGUCUUCUCGCUUUCAUGGAUUAGAUAUGAAAUAAUUUGAUGGUAAAUGGAGUUGAUAACAAUUUCUCUGACAUGAUUCACGAUGAUUUGAUCUGUCUCGUUCUUUUUGAAAGUGAGUAUUAUCCGACUCGUAGUAGUGAUAGAGGUAUUAAUUCUGACAUAUCAUAUUCCCUUCUCGACUGGUUCUUCUAUCAAGAUUUGUAUCAACAUGUAUAUGUAUUAUUAAAAAAAAAUUUACCUUUCUAAAAUCAAGUUUUCAUCCGACAGAAAUUUUAAGAUUAUAUUUUCGAACUAUUUAGACCCGAUUUCUCAUUCAUUUAUUAAGUAUUUUCAGUAUGUGUUCUUGUAAAAUAGUUAAAUAUCAACACUUUUUUUUGUUUGUUUGAAGAAAUAACAUAUGGGUUGGCUACUCUCACAAAAAUCAACCCACCUGGCUCGCGUUUAGCCACGGUUGUGAAACUGUACUGGAAUUUAUACCGAAAAAGUUUGCGUGAUAGGAUAUUUUGUACUAAAAAUCAUGAUUAAACCGUGGAUAAGCUAUUUUGUAACGCUAAAACCGCCUAGCGUUUAGGGCUUAAUCUAUGAUAUUCCCGAUCAGACCGACUGAUACGAUAUGAUUUCCUAAACCCAUAAAGUUUAAUAAGAAACUGAUAUGAAUAUUGAGAUACCUACCGAUGAUUUCCUAAACCAUAACGUUUAAUAAGAAACUGAUAUGAAUAUUGAGAUACCUAACCCGUUAUAUCGAGCUGUCCAGCCAAGUGGGAAUCAGGUGGGCACGUGAAUGUUUAGUGCCACUUCUCUUGUCUAGUAAAAACAACUUGAUGAGAGCAGUCCAGUGUCCAGUCCAGUAUUGUAUACUGAAAAAAUAUCUGACAACAUGUUUUCCCGCUCUCUGUACGCUAAUAUCAUAAUUAUUACUGAUAUGUCAGCUGUCACAUGCACAUGCAGGAAUCGAUUCAAUCGCCAUGGACAUGAAGGAGAGGAAAAUGACGGUAAUAGGGUCGGUGGAUCCAGUGAACGUGGUGAGCAAGCUGCGGAAGUACUGGCCCACGACGGACAUCAUCCUAGUUGGGCCGGCCAAGGAGCCCGAGAAGAAAGAGGAGCCCAAGAAGGAGGAAGGCAAGAAAGAGGACGACGGCGGCAAGAAGCCCGAAGAAGAGCCCAAGAAGGAAGAAGGCGGAGAGAAGAAAGAAGGGGACAAGAAAGGGGAGGAGAAGAAGGAGGAAGGCGACGGAGGGGAGAAGAAGGAUGGGGACAAGAAGGAUGGGGAGGAGAAGAAGAAGGAUCAACCGGCGGCGGCCGGAGCGGCGGCGACAAUGCCUCCGCCGGACCCGGUGCUGGAGCUUGUGAGGGCUUACAGGGCGUAUAAUCCUCACAUGACGACUCAUUACUACGUUCAGAGCAUGGAGGAGAACCCAAAUGCGUGCGUCAUUUGUUGAAGGAAACGAAUGAUGGUGGUUUUUUUUUUGUUGCUGUUGUUGUUGUUAUCAUCUCGGUAAUCUUCCAUUGUUGUGAUGUUUGCUUAGGAGACAAAAGCUCCUAGCAAGAGAAUCCAGGAAGCAAGAAAAACACAGAAAAAAAGGAACAACAUAAUAUUGCCCUUGUAUAUAGAACGUUGUAUGAAUAUUGAAUAUCAUCAUAUUGUGUUAUAAUAAAUAUUAUCAUUGUAGUUUCCUCCAAUAAUGACAUCAUAAACAAAGGCGCUAGCGUAUGCUUAUUUUACCGUACAUCCAUUGUUUUAUUAUUAUUAUUAUUUAGACUAUAAAUUAACCAGAAUUUGAGACAUGAUAUUAAACCUAAACUUUAAUGGAUGAACCUGAAUUUCCAAUUCUAUAACUCGAAUCGAAAGAUAGGUGUGAAUUGAUAAUUAUAUAUUUGUAUACGCUAGCCUUUUGUUUGUGGUCAUCACAAUUACAAUUAUGUGCCACAUGUAUGCGUGGCGUGUGUCGUUAAUUAAGUUGUUUUUUUUAAUAUAAUUAAAUGAUGUAAGCAUGUUUCGAAUUAGAUCACGGCAGCAUGGGAAAUGGAUUGCUACAAUACAAUUACACAUUGCAUGCCGCAGGCUGCUUUCUCCUUAUCCCAAACUCUAGUGGGCGAUGGAUCGAUGUCCGUAUACGUAAGCAAAAAAAAAAAAAACAAAUAGCGUGGGCCGCCGAGUAUUAUAUGUUUUAUAUGUACUAAUGUGGAACCAACAUAACUUUUUUCUAAUAGUUCGAGUUAUUGGGACCAACUGGUUUGUGACAUAGUUUUAGAGCUGGUUUGUCCUUGAGAUCACGUGUUAAAAUCCUUACGAUCCCCAAUAUUAAUCGUUGUCUUUCAAGCACAUAAUAAGACGGACCUGCGCAAACUUCAAACUCAUGAGUUUACUUUCAUAGUAAUAAACAUGAAGCAUUAUGGUUCACAUGAUAUGAGAAGGCAUAUGUCAUGAGGGUCCCCGCCUUUAUCAUCGUUGAUGACAUUGCAUUACCCGUCCGCCUCCCCACUAAGCCCACUAUUGUGCGGUGGCUCGGCAGCAGCUAGUCCAUGGAGCUUUCUGUUCGGAUGGCGUUUCAUUAAAAGAUUCAUUGUCAUUUGUCAUCACUUUGCAUUAUCAUGCCUCUUUUCUCUCUUUUUUUCCUCAUCUCAUCAACUCGGCACUCCAAUCGGCUUCUCUUUCGUCCCAAUCUACUGAUUCCGACCCAUUUCUAAAAAUGGGACGAAUAUAUAAACAUAUGGGGCUGCAAAUGAAUCAAGGUUUGGCACUGUUUCGAGAAAAACUUGUUCGAUAUUCGAUUUGUUUACUAAUAAGCCGGGAUUGAACUAAGAGUAUUUGUGAUUCGAGCCGUUAUAUACAUGUUUUUAUUCCUCUGACUUUGUCGUUUGACUUGUAUAGCACCGUCCUUGAAGCCAUUUUACGCUAGGUUUUGGAAUGUUUUAAGUAUGAAUGUAUCCGGCUUUAGCAGGUGAAAUGGGCGAAAGGAUCGAAAGUAAGAUGAAAGAGAUCGUAAGCGUGACAAAGUGCUGGAAAUUGCAUUGUUCAAGGUUCAGAGGAGAUUGACACUGGCAGGAGACCGUGAAGAUUACAACAAAGUGAGCAAAAUUCGAGGAGCAUGCAUUUGGACGUCUCGCGUGUAGUGCUUGGAUAACGGGCUCGUGGCGGUGAAGUAUACAAUAAAACCAUGAAGUGUGU
Linum trigynum is the source of this 5853-nucleotide messenger RNA. The record is from the annotation of a GenBank genome assembly. Lineage: Eukaryota; Viridiplantae; Streptophyta; Magnoliopsida; Malpighiales; Linaceae.